Rotaria sordida is the source of this 528-nucleotide messenger RNA. The record is from the annotation of a GenBank genome assembly. NCBI's taxonomy places the organism in Eukaryota, Metazoa, Rotifera, Eurotatoria, Philodinida, Philodinidae.
AUGAGAGACGAUAGAGGUUGUUUCUAUAUUUCAUUUCAAUUUCAAACUACUAUAUUAUUUUUUCAUUUUCUGAUUGUACUGAUUUCUUGGCAAUAUUAUUUAACAGCAAAAGAACAUUCAAAAAUUUUUAUAGAAACAACUUGUCAAAUAAAUCAAACAUUAACUACAAAUAUACAUUGUUCAAUUAGACAAAAUAAUACAAAAGUAAAGAAAUUAUGUACAACAACAUAUUAUGGAAUUAAUUAUGGAAAUAAUCUAUUUACAUUUUUUGAUCAAUUACCGAGUUGGUUUUCUCCAAUUGAUUUAAAAAAUCUUAAUAAAAAUUCAAUGAUUUUUUUGAGAAAACCUCUUUUUAAACCAAUCAAUAUAACAUGUUAUUAUAAUCGUUUAAAUCAUAUGGAACUUCGAUGGACACAACCUGAUCCAAAAACAUUUAUUCAAAUAAUUCUUUUUAGUUUUUUUUCUCUUUGUCUCAUUUUGAUUCAUUGCUUUGACGAAUGUUAUCGCCAUAGACGAUCAAAUAGAUAA